Messenger RNA from Trichoderma asperellum CBS 433.97, 952 nucleotides. NCBI's taxonomy places the organism in Eukaryota, Fungi, Ascomycota, Sordariomycetes, Hypocreales, Hypocreaceae. The record is from RefSeq and is a predicted model, not a curated record.
UUCUUUUCUCCAGGAUUUGAGGAUUUCAGUCUUUCUCAGAAAAUACCUAAAAAGGCGAAGAAGAAAAAAAUCACAAAAAAAAAAGUUCCCUCCCCUCCCCUCCCCCUUUCCACCCUUCCCUCCAAAAAAGCUCCAGCGCCCAAAACACCCUUCUCUUAAGAAAGCUUGUAACAAUAAGAUAAAAGCGAGAGAAAAUUCAAGACAGGUUGAAAAGAACAACAAGGCCGCCUCUUGUAACGAAUAACUGAAAAGACUCAAAAACAAAAAGGAAAAGUAAAGGAAAAACGCAACGCAACGCAACGCAAAAAUACAAAAACAAAACAGAAAAAAAAAAAAAGAGAGUAUUAUAUAAAGAUUGGCGGGUCAAAACCAUCAUAGGAAUCAAACCAGAAUCUGCUUGAUAAAACAAGUACAGAAUGCGGUAGUAGAAUGCGGUAGUAGCCCCGAGCAGGUUCCUCUCUUGUGUAUAUAGGCGAUAUGGUAUAUAUGUAUUUUUUUCGUCUUCUGCUCUCUGCUCUCAUCAACUGCCGCAUAUUUUCAUCCACAGCCCAUCGAGGGCUAACUGCAGUCUCUCGCGUUGUUGGAUCAGAGACCCCAAAUUCAACACAUGUGCUGUACGCUGCUCUCUCUAAAACUCUAGCUCGGGGCUCGACCAGGGGUGUUGCGCGAAAAAUAAAGGGGGGGACAAAAGGAAAAAUCGAUCAAGUCGCUUGGGUAAUCAGUUGGCCGACAGAUAGCUGCUGUUUAACAAGAGGAAAACAUUGCCGGCUUAGGUCAAACAGCUUUUUGGGGGUAGUUCGUAACGUCGUUAAAAAAAAAAAAGGAAGAAAGGAUGCUGAAGAAAGAAAGAAGAAAAAAGAGUGUUCUCGAUAUGUACGGAUUAGUUGAUUUAUGCUCUUUGGUAGUAGUUGCCUAGUUAUAAUAACAUGUGUGAAUGCCAAAAGUUUCGCAG